AUUUUGUGCUCAAAUUCUUUUUAAAUUUUCUUAAACCAGCUGGGCCAAGUUCAGCGAGAUGGCUAGGUGCAUUCGUCGUAGCUUGAGUGUGACUGCGCUUGCUGCGCUUGCUGUGAUGUUCUGGGCAUGCCACGAGGCGUUCGUGCUUCCCCAAUUGAGAUCAGUCGAUCUUGAUCGUAGUCGAUCCAGCAAACGCGCGUUUCAACAGGGCAAGGUGAAUCUCAACGUGGAAGGGGCCCUGGUGAAGUCCAGAAACAUGCCAGAGCCCAUAUUGGAGGCCAAUGAGGCAACCACUGUGGCAAUCCAAGACUGCUUGGACGAAGGCUGUUCAGUGGAGGCCCUGAUGGAGUUAGAUCAGAAGUUGGCACGUGACGAAGCUAAGAUCAAGGAUGCGCUGGACAAGCUGCAUGACAUCCAGAGCCAAGAGUACUCGGAGGAUUCCGCUGAGCAGAUCGCAUGGCUGGGAAACUUUUUAGAUCGCUGUGGCAGUCUCAGGGCACAGCUCAUGGCAGUGAAGACGCUCGAGGAGCCGGACUUUGCGUCGCAGCUGAUGAGAGCGGCUGCUGUGGCCUUUGGUGGAGGCCGCCAUGGCGACUAUCCCAAGGUCGGCGUGUCUCCAUACAGUUCCUAGUCAGAUUCUUUGAAGACACUUCAUCAAUACUUCCAAAAUUGCUG
Messenger RNA from Cladocopium goreaui, 675 nucleotides. The record is from the annotation of a GenBank genome assembly. NCBI's taxonomy places the organism in Eukaryota, Dinophyceae, Suessiales, Symbiodiniaceae.